Molecule: messenger RNA, 1731 nt
Organism: Venustampulla echinocandica
Lineage: Eukaryota; Fungi; Ascomycota; Leotiomycetes; Helotiales; Pleuroascaceae
Exons: 3
Coding region: 1-1731 (576 amino acids)
Biological process (GO): glucan catabolic process
Cellular component (GO): cell surface; extracellular region
Molecular function (GO): beta-glucosidase activity
Source: RefSeq, a predicted model, not a curated record
AUGCAGAAGUCCUGGGCAUUACAUCUGUUGGCUGUUUUAGCCAAGGCGACAUCAGUUGCUGCAGCUCCGCCGAGUCCUCGAGCACAAGCUUGCACAUCGUCUUUUGAUCCUAUUACUGCUUCAGCGGCUUUUGCAGCUCUGAACCCAGGAUGGAAUGCGGGCAAUACCUUGGACGGAAUUCCAAAUGAGGAUUCCUGGGGUAAUAGUCCGCUCCAGCUUGCCACCCUCACCCAGAUUCAAGCGAAGGGCUUUAAUAGUGUUCGCAUCCCUGUAACCUGGGCUUAUCAUUUUGAUGAUGAGUCGCCAACUUGGAAUGUGAAUAAGGUAUGGAUGAACCGAGUUGAGACGGUUGUCGACCAGGCCCUCUCUCUUGGUCUUUCUGUUGUCCUAAACGUCCAUCACGAUUCAUGGGUGUGGGCAGAUCCAUCUGUUUCCAACGCCAAUACUACUAUGAUAAAGGAGAAAUUUUCGCGUCUCUGGGCUCAGAUAGGAACACGCUUUGCGUGCAAGUCAUCCAAAUUGAUAUUCGAACCGUUGAACGAGCCUGCCGGGAGCGAGAAGGCACAUGCGGACUUGGUUAAUAACCUUAAUGGAUUAUUCCUUGAGGCUAUCAAUCAAGCAGGAGGGCACAAUCCCAGCAGAGUGGUAUCACUUAGUGGUCUGGGAAUGAGCAUGGAUAAAACCGAAAUGUGGUUUGUUCGACCUACCACAUAUCCCAACCAGCCAUGGGGAUUGCAAUUCCACUACUACUCGCCUUACGAUUUCAUAUUCUCGGCGUGGGGAAAGACAAUCUGGGGAAGUGAUGAGGAUAAAGCAGCUGUCGAUCAAGAAUUUGCCCUCUUUAAAGGCAAUUUUACAAAUAUUCCUGCAUUUGUCGGAGAAUGGGACGCAAGUGUUACCAGCACCGAGACCGCCGGGCGAUGGAAAUAUUUUGACUAUUUCAUCCGAACAUGCAACAAGUAUGGGUAUUCAUCGAUAAUCUGGGAUAACGGAGGCGACUUUUACAAUCGUAACGCAGCCGCUCUGUACGAUCCUGCUACAGGGGAUAUUCUUGUCAAUGCAGUCAAGGGCAUUUCCAACACACUUGCAGAUAGCACUGAAGACGCCAGUGCAACGUCGCAGACUUCUAGCGCCUAUAUAUUCCAUAAAUUCGGUGAUCCUGUCGUUGCUCAAUCGACUGACUACCUCUUGAACGGGAAUACCUUCAAAUCCAUCACCAAUUCCGCCGGAAAGGCCUUGGAUUCCUCUCAAUACAGCAUGUCAUCAACUGGAAAACUAACCCUCUCCGCCACAUACUUGCAAACGCUCUACACGUCGGAAGCCGCAGCUGGCACUAAAGAAACAUUAACGCUCAAAUUCAGCGCCGGAGCCUCUCUCUCUCUUCAAAUAGUCCAAUACAGCACCCCCACUAUCAGCCAAUCAGCAUUCAAAAUUGAUACCAGCACAGACCUGCAUAUCCCAAUUACCUACCAAGGUCUUCCAAAAGUUGCUGCCGUCAAAGCAUUGCUAGAAGAUGGAACAUAUCUCGCAGAUGAUUGGACUCAGUAUCUAGGACCGCUGCAACAGGCACGGUGGACAUAUGGUAGCUGGGGAUUUGAUAAGUCGACUUUCAGCAUUUAUGUUUCGGGGUUGACUGCGCUUAAAAAUGCUGGGAAGACGGUUACUCUGACGUUAGAGUUCUUCCCAAGAAUCCAGGGGCAGAAUUCGGUCAAUAUCACGUUUACACAGUGA